Molecule: messenger RNA, 3517 nt
Organism: Anneissia japonica
Lineage: Eukaryota; Metazoa; Echinodermata; Crinoidea; Comatulida; Comatulidae
Product: tropomodulin-3-like
Exons: 10
Coding region: 158-1300 (380 amino acids)
Biological process (GO): pointed-end actin filament capping; myofibril assembly
Cellular component (GO): myofibril
Molecular function (GO): tropomyosin binding
Source: RefSeq, a predicted model, not a curated record
GAGCUAUUAAAUGUCGUGUUUGAGGGCGCGCUUCAUGAAUAUUUAUCUCCGGCCAUCGUCGUCGAAAACUAUUUGACCAGCCUCUUCUUCGUAACCGGAUCGGACGAUAGUGAAGUCGCCAUACUGAAGGUCGUUUUUACGUAAAAAGAAUAUAAACAUGACUACGGCUCAGGGUUUUAGUCUGUAUAAAGACCUUGACAAAUAUAAGGAUGUUGAUAUCGAUGACUUGUUGGAAAACCUCACAGAAGCAGAAGUGCUUGAGCUGGAGUCUAUGCUGGACCCUGAUAAUGCAUUACUGCCAGCCUCUGACCGUAUGAGAAAUCAAACUGAUAAGGAACCAACCGGUCCAUUUGAUCGACAAAAACUUCAGGAAUUUUUAGAGAAUCAAGCAAAAAGCGAAAAAGAUGUUGAAGACAGAGUUCCAUAUAAGUCAGGACAAAAGAGAGGUAAAGUAUGGAAAGCCAAAGCAAAUGCAGAUAUGAAGAAAAAUGGAAAUGCUAACGCAGAUGAGAUAGAAGUUCAGGGAGAUGCAGAGAUGGAAGAAGCCUUGAAAGAUGCUACAGAGGAAGAUCUGGUAGAGUUGGCAGGUAUCCUUGGGCUGCACAGUAUGCUAAAUCAGGACCAGUAUUACGCUGCUAAUGUGCACACGCAAGCUGUUGAAUUGAACGAGAACCUGCGAGAGCUGGUAGCUGGCCCCGGAAGCUUGCAGGAUGAGGGCGCCAAAUUCAGUGGAAUCUCUAAAUGUUUUGUUCCAAAGGCGUUGAAUUUGGAACCAGAAAACAAUCUUGAUGUUGAUAAAGCAUUAAAACAAGUACAAGAAAAUGACCCUGAACUCACCAGUCUCAACAUGAAUAACAUUAAGAACAUACCUAUACCUACACUAAUAUCAUUGUCAGAAGCUCUACAUAAGAACACACACCUAAAGACGCUGAGUAUGGCAAGCACACGUCUCAAUGACAGAAUUGCAAAAGCACUUGGAGAAGCAAUUGAAGCAAAUACAGCAUUGACAUGUCUCAAUUUGGAAUCCAAUUUCAUCACUGGCACUGGAAUUCUGGCCAUUAUGAAGGCAUUGCUUAAUAAUGAAACACUUUCUGAACUCAGAAUUGCCAACCAGCGGUCAUCACUUGGUGUAAAGGUAGAAUCGUACGUUGCAGAAGUGCUAGGAAAGAACAAAACCAUUGUGAAGUUUGGUUUGGCUUUUGACCAUGCUGGACCACGUGCCAAGGCCAAUAAUUUUCUUAUGAGAAAUAAUGAAAUAGUUCGGAAGAAGAGAGUUAAUAACGGAGUUGAGAAUCAAUAAACUGGAAUGCUCUUGACAUUGGAUUUCAGGAUCCCAUUUCUAUACACCUUUUUUUAAGUUUGACGAGAAUGUUUUUUUCACUAGUAUAGUCAGUGCUGUAGUAAUACAUUUUACACUUAUUUAUUAUGAUGAUUAUUCUUUUUUAUUGAUAAAAAAAAAUAUAGCACAUCUUAAUAAUCCUUAUCACGUUGAUCAUUUUGUAAUAUUAGUAAGAUGCAAUAGGUUAUCAAAUUAUAUGGUUAGCAAGGUAAAACAAUUGUAAAUAUCAACUUGCAUAAUGCCAUUUUAACUUUUAGUGUACAUUUGUUGUGAUAUUUUCACUUGAAUAUAGAAUUAUGUAGCAUGAAUUAUUAAAUUGAAUAAAAAUGUAUCAAUAUUAAAAUUUAUAAUCUUGUAGAAUUGCAAUCAAUCGAAAAAUGUAAUUUUAACGUUGAAUAUUUUGGGAUAGUGUUGUAGAAAUAGUGAGAGCUAGAAGCUGUAGUUAUCAUACCAAUUGCAAUGGACGUGUGCAUUCACAGAACAUUUUUUUCUUGUAACUCUUUGUAGCGGUGCUUUUAAAGAGGUUUCUACUCAGCAUUCUAAUAAUAGCUCAUUGACAAACUUGCUCAAGAGGUUUAAGUCUGGUGCCUAGGUGUUUUGUAGUUUUCGUUUUUGUACUUGUAAUUUUAGAAGAAAAAGCAAAAUUCAAUGAUUACAUUUAUAUGCAAUGAUUGAAUGCUAGGGAUAUCAUGAAUAGAUCUUUGAUAGAUUGGUAGUUAUUUUAAACAAUCAGAUUCUCAUUAUUAGCAUUUGGUUUAGACUUAGUUUUUCAAUAAACUAAAUACUGACAUACACUGCAUCAGCAGGACUGUAUGUACAGUAUAAUAUAUAAAUUAUGCUACUUCUCUGGAACCUCAGGAAUGUUAACAUUUUCAGAAAUUCGAGCCUACACUAAAUCAUGCGAACAAUGUAACUACCACUUCAAAUAAGCUUGUUGGAAUUUUAAACAAAAAUGGAUGAAAUUUAGUAAAUUAUUUAAUGAGUUUCUUAGUAUUCAAGUAUUUGAAAUAUGAUAUGUGUUCUUAUUAUGAUUGUUUGUAGUUGAUGCAGUACAAUGAAUGCAAAGACAGUUAUUACAUUGGCUGCUACGGGAAAUGGUGCGAAUCUGUACUACAAAACAAGCUAGUAACAAACGCCUUUUUUUUUUGUUAUACACAGUAGAGGUCUUUUCCCACACUGCCAGAUAUAUGUUUGUUGUGCUGUUGACUUGGACAUUGGCAUAUUUAUCCUAAAUAUUCCAAUAAGCACCCUUCUUGCAAAAACCACCAUUUUACAGAAUAGGCACCAAAUGUGAUACUUUCUUGCCUUGCACCUUUCUUUAAUAAAUAAGUAUCAUAGCAUUAUUAAGUCUUAAGUUUCACGGUGUACAUACCUAGUGUGCUUUGAGUUAUCUGGAUACUAUCAAAUAACUGAUUAAUCAAAUAAAGAAAUAUAUAGUAACAUUGCAACAAAUCAGAUGUUUUAUACAUCUUACCAUAUUAGAACUACAAUAGCUUGUAAAAGAUGCCAAGUGCCGCACUGAUGCCUUCAAAAUGUUACAAGCGCCGCAGUGCUUAUUGGAACAUUCACCAUUAAAUAUUAUUCUCCUUAGUUUUUCGAAGUACUUUUUGUUAGCAGUUGACCUGUCAGUGUAGUUUUUUUCUGUAUCAUAAAUUGAUUGAUAAUGCAACUGAAAUAUAUUCAUGAUGAAAAUGUAGUUUUAUCCUCAUAUUUAGGUCAAUUGUUCUUUAGAUUUCAAACAAGAUAUUUUCUUUACUAUUUUUUUAACAUAUAAUAUUAGAUGGAAUUAUGAUUUUAACUAAUGUUGAUAAAGAUAGGUUGUGUUAAAUGUUAUGACAAAGAUGACAAUGAUUAUUCUUACAUUAAGUUUCAGUGGUUAGCUUAGUCACUAUGUUUGGUUAUCACCUAAAUACUGCACCAUAUUAAAAAUAGUAGAGCACCAUCAAUAAUGAUAAUAAUAAAUGAAUAAUUGUAAUGUGAAACAGUAAUGUGUUGUUUUAACCAAAGAACAAUCAUCAUGUUUAUUUUUUAGUUUUGUUGUCUAUUCUCUGGAGAUCUUCAAAAGUGUGCUAUGUAGUAGAGUAGCUGCCUUUUGUUGUGUGGCGUAUGGUAUAACUUGUAUUCACCAACAAUCAAUCUUGAUAAUGAUACCUGUUUUAUUAAAUUUUGUUCAUUGAA